CGUAUACAUCGAUACACUCCCUUCCUAUCUCUCCCCCGUUGCUCCUUUCUUUCUCAGUGAAUUUGAUAGGAUGAAAGCGACUGCCUACCCUAAGCUUACUUCAUCCUCCUCUUUUCUUUUUGAUCGACUUCCCGACGAACUGAUCAUCCAAAUCCUCUGUCAACCAGUGAUUGAUUUUCCAACCUUAAGGCGUAUGAGAUGCCUAUCAGAAAGAAUGUACCGCUUGUGCGAUCAUGCUCUCCAGCAUGCAUUACUACCCUCCACCGUUCUCUCCGUCACCAUUGAGCAAGAAGGAAAAAGCCGCAUUUCACCGCUGUUCAACUUUAUGCAGUUCUGCCAAGUGACAGGUCAUGCCCUCUUCAUGUCAUGCCAAACUUUACCGCGCAGAUAUUAUGCUGACAGAGCAAAUCCCGUCGUUAGAUCACUCACAAUCCACAACAACUAUCGACACCAACACUCUGUCCGUCGUUUAGCAACUAAAGACAAAAAAGAAAGUGAUCGCAACGCCAUGACAAAGAAGAACACGGCUGAUACCACUCUCUCUUUCUGUGAUGAUCCAACACAUCCGAUGAAAAAUAAUAUCCAUUCACUCGUUGCUAGGCAACCAAAAAAUUCGAUCCGCCCAUCUCCACCACGGAAUCAGAAAAAGACCAACGUAUCUCUUUGUGCCGACAACCGUUGCUCUUGUCCUACGAAACUUUAUGGAAGCUAUCCAUUGAAAACAGCACUAAAGAAAGGAUGUUACACGUUGCAGGUUGCACAAAACUGCAAUGCCCUGACAAGAUACCAGCAGCAGAAAUACCCAUCUUCCUGGACAUUAGCUUACCAAAUCACAGAUAUACUGAAACCUGUACAAUAUUACGUAAAGCUAUCCAGCCUCAGCAUCGAUGUAGAAUACUUGAUGUGUCUAGAAGGAGAGCGAGAAAAAGAAGGACAAGAUAACAUGCGACUUAAUGAGCAUCUGAAAAAGGUAGUGCAUUGGGUUCAGCACAAACUAAUUUGAUGCUUGAAUAAAGAAAACCAUUUUUUCCUUUUUUACGGGAGUAAUAUGCAAUUUCUGUACACUUCCCAAAAGACACAAAAAAAAAAAAUCAUAAA
Messenger RNA from Mycotypha africana, 1098 nucleotides. RefSeq lists its product as uncharacterized. The transcript has a single exon. Bases 71 to 1003 code for a protein of 310 amino acids. The record is from RefSeq and is a predicted model, not a curated record. Lineage: Eukaryota; Fungi; Mucoromycota; Mucoromycetes; Mucorales; Mycotyphaceae.